Molecule: messenger RNA, 1945 nt
Organism: Oncorhynchus masou masou (cherry salmon)
Lineage: Eukaryota; Metazoa; Chordata; Actinopteri; Salmoniformes; Salmonidae
Product: RWD domain-containing protein 1-like
Exons: 6
Coding region: 102-830 (242 amino acids)
Biological process (GO): cytoplasmic translation
Molecular function (GO): protein binding
Source: RefSeq, a predicted model, not a curated record
GGUUAUAUAAAAGUCUUUGGUGGGCCCUUCUUUGAGCACGCACACGUCUGUGCCCGGUUGGUUAACUUUGCUAGCUCAUUGAUGGACCAUAGUAGAAGAAAAUGACAGAUUACGCUGAGGAGCAGCGAAACGAGCUGGAAGCUAUAGAGUCAAUUUACCCGGACUCGUUUACAGUGCUAUCAGAGGUGCCCACCAGCUUCACCAUCACUGUGACAUCGGACGCAGGGGAAAACGAUGAAACGAUUGAAGUGACUCUACAGUUCACCUAUGUGGAGAAGUAUCCCGAUGAGGUGCCGCUGUGGGAGAUCUACUCCCAGGAGAACCUGGAGGAUUCAGACGCAGAGGGCAUCCUCACCUUACUGCAGCAGCAGGCUGAGGAAAACCUUGGAAUGGUGAUGAUAUUCACCCUAGUGACAGCAGUUCAGGACAAACUGAACGAAUUAGUGGACGAGAUAAAAAACAGAAGAGAGGAAGAGAAGAGGCGAAAAGAGGAGGCAGCGGAGGAGGCUGAGAAGGUGCUCUUCCAAGGAACAGUGGUCACCAUCGAGAACUUCCUGUCAUGGAAAGCCAAGUUUGAGCUGGAGAUGGCUGAGUUGAGGAGGAAACGGCAGAAAGAGGAGGAGCAGCAGCAGGCUGGGAAGAUUAAACUCACAGGAAAAAAGCUAUUUGAGACCGAUCACAAUCUUGAUACAUCAGAUAUACAGUUCCUGGAAGAUUCUGGAAACAGUGUUGAAGUGGAUGAGUCCCUCUUCCAGGACCUUGAGGAACUUGACCUGGAUGAAGACGACCCUGACUUUGACCCUCUGGCACUGGGAAGUGAUGAGGACUGAACUAGGAAGAAGAGAAAGAUGCCAUGGGCAUGUUCCAGGCAGACAUGUUUUCAAAUACUAUUUAUAAUCUUUAAAAUACUUUGAGCAUUUGCUCUAGCCUGCCUGGGGUGCCAGAUGAGUGGGGAUUGCAGUGUCUUGACUAUUUUAUUGAAAGCAUUUGAAAUAGUAUUUGAAACCAGGUCCGGUCCCAGAUCAUCUUUAUUGCAGUCACGUUGUGCCGCACAGAUUCAGAUCCCCAAUGCCUGGGGAAACGUUUUGCAUCUCAGGAACGACAUCAAUGAGAUAGAGAAUUCUUCUGAAAUGCGUAGCACGACUAAUAUUUACGACUUUGAACGCAACCGAUACUAACAGGAGGGGAUCAUCACAGGAAGGGGAGUCACAGUAUCUGACCAAGCACAGAGAAGACAACCAAUAACACCCACAUUUGUUUUAAACAUGAACUAUAACUCCAGUUGACUGUAAACACAGAAUCACCUCAAGGCAUUUAUACACCCUUGUCAAUGAGUUGAUUUAUACCCGGAUGCCAUUAAAGAUGCACUAUGCAGAAAUCUCUUCACCAUUUCCUGGUCACAAAUAUUCUAGUUUGCUUAAUUUCAGUUUGACAAAACAAGUAUAGUGUAGCAUCUAAACCUCUGAAAUGUCUUUUCCAUAAACAAAAAUCUUGUCAGCUGUUUGAAGCUGGUGUACAAAAUAAAAGAUACUUAAAUAGGUUGCAUAGAAAUAGCUCACAUAGAACAGAUCUACUGCUUCUUAGACUUUCAAUGAGAAUGAAAGAUCCAUAACUAGCAUUUGUGUUAAGUACUUUUCUUGGAUGUGGGGGACUAAGGACUUUACAUUGCCAUCUAGGUAAUCUGAAUGUGGAAAAAUAGGGAAUAAGUGCUUGUCGGCUUGGAAUUCAUAAGGCAGUUGUAGAAACCCUGACUGACCCACAGAGGGCAGCAGCACAUUUUGUUACGGAACAUAACCUUCAAAAGACACUGGUUGAAUUCGCUGUUUCCUUAUUCUAUCACCAUAUAGCUAAAAUGAGUCAAGAAAAUUGCUUUUAAAAAUAUAUAGUUCAAUUCUUUAAACUUUAUGAAUGUUUUUUAUACACAUUAAAACCGACUGAAACUGUG